GGCGCUCCGCCGCCGGCCCAAGUACGCCCUGGCCUCGCUGUCCCCCACUGCACCUCGGUUGCUAGGUGUUACGUCACACGGCCCGCGUGAGGGUGCCCGCUCUGGACGCCCUGGAAGCUCCUGCCAUCGGCUUUUGGCCACAUGUGGGCGCACAUGGACUCUAGUCCCAUUCUUCGGCCUGCCACGCCGUUCUUAACUCGCAGUCGUCUUACCAUGUCACCGGGCCGCAAGCGCACGGUGUCGUCGCCCCUGUAUGCACAUGUAUGCACAAGAGGUGCUCGUGCAAGAGGUGCGGCAUCAUGCCGACGCCUAAAGAGUGCGUCUGCUGCAGAGAGUGUCCCCCCGCGGUCGCGACUCGCCCAGGAGGGUGCAUUACGGAACACGCCAACGUCGCACCGAUCUGCCUCCAGCCCGGCGUGCUCGAAGUCACGUUCUGGGCUCCGCAGGAGGCAGGUCGUCACCCGGCGCCGCGAGAACAGAAGCUUCGUUUUCCGGCCUACCAGCAAUUUGUGCGAUGGAUGUGGCGAAGGCUGGGACGCUGCAAUCGACGUGUGCUGCCUGCCUGCGCGGUUAAAAGAAUCCACGAUGAAUUCCCGUCGAAAACCUAUACCUAUACCGGGUUUCUGGAUGCAGAAUAAAAAUGUUGUA
Ixodes scapularis (black-legged tick) is the source of this 648-nucleotide messenger RNA. RefSeq lists its product as uncharacterized. The transcript is spliced from 3 exons. The record is from RefSeq and is a predicted model, not a curated record. The coding region runs from base 264 to 638 and encodes 124 amino acids. Lineage: Eukaryota; Metazoa; Arthropoda; Arachnida; Ixodida; Ixodidae.